AUGGAAAAGUUUCUCAUUGUGAAAGACGUUACCCAUAAAGUGCGUCGAUUUAAUUUGAGCGGUCGCACAUUGGAGUUCAAAAUAAAACCGGUACCUAAAGAUACCGAACCUGUACAUUGGGUUAGAAAUGCGAUUUCGCAACUUGUAAAUAGGAGUGUAGAAGAUUUGGAACCUCAGGAUAUGGUCGGUUUCUCUUUCUGCUCUAAAGAUUUUAAGAAAGGUGAGGGAUGGUUGCGAUUCAGGCAGGCUAGCGAAGUUACUAUUAACGAUAUAUGGGAUACUAUAUCGUCCAUCUACCAGUCCAACUCCUGUGGUUUGAACACUGAGACUUUCUGUUUUCGUAUAACAUCAGUGAGGUUACCUGCUGGUUCCGGAAGAGGGCGAAAAUAUAAUAACUUUAGUGAGGAGUGUGCUAUGAGGAACGGUAUUGUGGUAAUUAAAAACCACGAUAAGUUAUGCCUGCCUCGAGCCAUAGUGGUCGCAAUGGCUCUUAUUGAUAAAGUUUCUGAAUACAGAAAGAUUCGCUGUGAUAUAGGAAAAAUACAAACACUAAAAGCCGUUCAAUUACUAGAAGAUAGUAAAAUAAGUAUUCCUGAAACGGGAGCUAGUAUAAAUGAGCUGCAAAAAUUUCAAAGCUAUCUGAAAGGUUACAAACUCACAGUAUAUCUUUACAGCAGAAAAGGUCGUGAUGUAAUGUUCGAGGGAAGUGAAGCGGGUAAACACCUCAAUUUAUUGUAUCACGAGGGGCACUUCAACGUGAUCCGCUCGUUAACUGCAGCAUUUUGCUGCAGUUAUUAUUGUGAAGAAUGUCACGUACCCUUUGAACAUAAAACCCAACAUCGUUGUGGGGGUACGUGUCCAGCAUGUCUACAGUCACCAACAUGUAGCACAGAACAGUUAAAGAUUAGAUGUGGUGAAUGUUUGAGAGACUUUCGAGGUCAGAACUGCUUUGACAAUCACAAGACACAUAAUGUCUGCAUGAAAAUUAAACGAUGUGAAAAGUGUUUUGCUAUAUAUCGCAAUACCAGGAACCAUAUCUGCGAAGAAGUUUUCUGUAAAACGUGCAACGGCCAUGUGAAUAAAGAUCAUUUGUGCUACAUGCCUAUAGAUACAGGUUACCCAAAAAUCAAAGACACGCUUUUUAUUUUUUACGAUUUGGAAACCAUGCAAGAAGAAAUAUUAGAAGAUGGGUCCCUCUUGCAUCAACCCAAUCUCUGUGUUUACAUGCAGUGCUGUGAUAAAUGUAUAGACGAAAAGAAACUUUACUUUUGCCAAAAGUGUGGUUUUCGACAAAAAGUAUUGACUGCGAAUGUAAUAGCCACUUUUAUGGGGUAUAUUUUAACUAUGAGGAAGAAAUUCAAAAGCAUAGUAGUAAUAGCCCACAACGCCUCUGGGUUUGACGGUCAGUUUAUUUUAAACUACAUCAUUACACACACAGAUCUCACACCGGAGUUAAUAAUGCGGGGAACAAAGCUGGUGACAAUGUUAUUGGAUAACGUCAAAUUUCUAGACUCACUGAAUUACUUUCAAAUGGCGCUAAGAAAACUGCCGCAAGUUUUCGGUCUAACUGAGCUAAAGAAAGGAUAUUUUCCACAUCUGUUUAACAGGACUGAGCACCAAAACUAUGUGGGUCCUAUACCAUCAAUAGAAGCUUUCGAGCCGGAUAAUCUUAUUCGAGCUGAAAGGGAAGAGUUGAUAAAAUGGUAUUCCGAAAGAAUAGCUGAAAACUACAUUUUUGACUUUAAAAAAGAGCUUGUAGAAUAUUGCAUAUCGGAUGUGAAUAUAUUGGCACAGUCGUGUCUCAAAUUGAGGAAGCUAAUGAUCGAGGAGGGAAAUGUCUGUCCGUUUAUCGAUAGCGUUACGCUACCUGGUGCUUGUAAUAAAAUAUUCCGCAGGAACUUUUUAAAACCAAACACCAUAGGACUUAUCCCAAAAGGGGGUUACCGGUUUCGUGAUAAUCAAUCCGUAAUUGCUACACGAUGGCUAUUAUUAGAGGAGCGCUCUCGAGGAAUUAACAUAAUACAUUCUGCCAAAAAGAAGGAAGCUAGGAUAGGUGGUGUUGAAGUCGACGGUUAUUGUGCCGAAACUAAUGAAGUGUUCGAGUUCCACGGUUGCUAUUACCAUGGCUGUCCAAAAUGCUUCAAACAUAGCAGAAACGCACCUCUAAAGGAUAACCCUGCAGAGACAUUAGCAAAAUCGCAUAGAUUGAAGGAGUUGGGUUACAUCAUCACCGAAAUGUGGGAGUGUGAUUUCCGACGUCUACUGACAGAGGAAAUGUUAAGUUAUACGGAAGCACACCCUCUAAUGUUGCAUUCACCACUAAAUCCGAGAGACGCAUUUUAUGGUGGCCGAACCGGAAAUGCAAAAUCUUUCUAUAAAGUUGAACAAAAUGAACAAAUAAAAUACGUCGAUUUUACAUCCCUGUAUCCGUACAUUAACAAAAAUGGAAAAUACCCCCUGGGUCAUCCUAUCGUUCAUACUUCUGAGCAGUGUAGCAAAUUAAAUCUGUAUACCACAGAGGGAAUAAUGAAGUGUAAAAUAUUACCACCACAAGCAUUGUUCCACCCAGUGUUACCCUUAAAAAUGAAUAACAAAUUAAUGUUUGUACUUUGUCGCGCAUGCAGUGAAAGUUUCAAUCAAGGACAAUGUGAACACAACGACAACGAACGAGCUUUAACAGGUACCUGGGUAAUUGAUGAAGUCAGGAAGUCUGUCGAAAAGGGAUACAAAAUCUUGGAAACGUACGAAAUAUGGGAGUACCGCACAGAACAGUAUAACAGAGAGACUAAAACUGGCGGUUUGUUUAAUGAUUACAUAAAUAAAUUUUUGUGUAUUAAACAGCAAAGUUCCGGAUGGCCAACAUCGUGCAAUACAGCUGAAAAGAAAGAUGAAUAUAUUAAAGAAUAUUUUGAAGUCGAAGGUGUUCGGUUGGAUCCCUCAAAAAUAGAAAAGAAUCCAGGACUCCGACAAUUAGGAAAAUCAGUUAUUACUUCGUUUUGGGGAAAACUAGGUCAGCGCGAGAACCAAACCGAUAAAUGA
This is a messenger RNA of Photinus pyralis (common eastern firefly), 3039 nucleotides long. RefSeq lists its product as uncharacterized. Gene Ontology annotation, molecular function: DNA-directed DNA polymerase activity; nucleotide binding; DNA binding. The record is from RefSeq and is a predicted model, not a curated record. Gene Ontology annotation, biological process: DNA replication. Lineage: Eukaryota; Metazoa; Arthropoda; Insecta; Coleoptera; Lampyridae. The transcript is spliced from 2 exons. Bases 1 to 3039 code for a protein of 1012 amino acids.